This is a messenger RNA of Prunus avium (sweet cherry), 2474 nucleotides long. RefSeq names its product TRICHOME BIREFRINGENCE-LIKE 16 (gene TBL16). Lineage: Eukaryota; Viridiplantae; Streptophyta; Magnoliopsida; Rosales; Rosaceae. The record is from RefSeq and is a predicted model, not a curated record. Gene Ontology annotation, cellular component: Golgi apparatus. Gene Ontology annotation, biological process: plant-type secondary cell wall biogenesis; xyloglucan metabolic process; xylan biosynthetic process. Gene Ontology annotation, molecular function: acetyltransferase activity.
GUCUUCAAGGCGUUGUGAUGUGCGUCCAAACCCAUUAUUUAUUUAUUUAUUUAUUUUGCUGAUUAUAUUUUUUUCAUAAUUUUUAAAUUCCAGUUCUCUCGCUGUCUUCAUUACACCUUGUUAUGCCAAACAAAUUUCUCCACGGCUCCAUUUCUUUAUAAAAUUUCAUCAACCUCCCAAUUUGGUCAGAUAUUCUAUGCUAUUUCUGCAACUAUUUGUUGCUGUUUUGAUUUCUCGGGAGAUUGCUGACGUUUUUGGGCUGUUUUCCUCUCAGAAUGAAAGGAAGCUUUUAUGGAUUGAAGGGUAAACAUCUCUCUCUUAUUACCAUUGUUCUCAUGUGUAUCACCAUUCUUAUAUGGGGAUGGGAGAAGACCCCACUUCUUACUAACUUGGUACCGCCCCAAACCCUUUUAGAGUUGGAUCCAGAGACAUAUGAUGAUUCUGUAGAUAACUCUGUAGAAUUUGUACCAUCAGAGCCAGAAAUACAUUUGGACAAAGGUGUAGCAACGUUUGCACAAAGGGACACUGUAAAAGAAGAAUCACAUUUCGCAGCUCAACUAGGUUCUGAGCAAAGCUCUCAAAAAAGCAAUGAGAUUAGUAGUGAUCUAGUAACAACCCAUGUUAAGGAGAGUGGGAUUUUCUUAAAUGGAGCAAAAGAUAAGCAAGUUCAGGAAGCAGAAAAAGAUGGCAAUGCAGAAUGCUCUACCUGCUCAACAGAGGCCGAUGGAAAGGACGUAAAAAUAGUUGAAGAAAAAGGUUCAAAUCAAGAAGAACAAACAGCAGUUGAUACAAGACACAAAGAAAAAGCAGAGGAAAAGAAUUCUGACCUACAGAACCAAAAUGUGGACCUAGUGACACCAAUAGGUUCUACAUAUACAAAUACCUCAGUUGACAAAUUGACAACUCCCAUGCAAACUCCAGCACCAGUCUGUAAUUAUGCGAAAGGAAAAUGGGUUGUAGACAAUAAGAAGCCUUUGUAUUCUGGGCAUGGUUGCAAGCAAUGGCUGUCAGGGAUGUGGGCUUGCCGGUUGACACAGCGGACAGAUUUUGCCUAUGAAAAACUUUCAUGGCAGCCAAAAGAUUGUCAAAUGGAAGAAUUUGAAGGCUCUAAGUUCUUGAAAAGGAUGCAAGACAAAACUCUAGCUUUUGUUGGAGAUUCAUUGGGCCGACAGCAGUUCCAGUCUUUAAUGUGUAUGAUCACAGGUGGUAAGGAGAGACAUGAUGUCAUGGAUGUGGGGAUGGAAUAUGGGAUAGCCCAGGCACGUGGUGAUGUCCGCCCUAGUGGUUGGGCAUACCGGUUCCCAAGCACCAACACUACCAUCCUCUAUUACUGGUCAUCGACCCUCUGCGAUGUGGAGCCUAUUAAUGUUACAAACCCAGCCACUCAUUAUGCCAUGCACCUUGAUCGGCCACCAGCGUUCUUGCGCCAUUAUAUUCACAAAUUUGAUGUCCUAGUCCUCAAUACAGGGCACCACUGGAAUCGUGGAAAGCUUAAGGCUAACCGCUGGGUAAUGCAUGUUGGGGGUGUGCCAAACACUGACAAGAAGAUAGCAAUGAUUUGGAGGGCCAAGAAUGUGACAGUCCACAGUGUUGUUAAUUGGGUGAACUCACAGCUCCCAAAGUAUCCAGGUCUCAAAGCAUUCUACCGGACCCUCUCGCCCAGGCAUUUUGUUGGUGGGGACUGGAACACAGGAGGAAGCUGUGACAACACCACUCCUAUGUCAAUAGGAAAGGAAGUAUUGCAAGAUGUGUCUAAUGACUCAGACGCUGCAGGCGCAGUGCGGGGAACAAGGGUUAAGCUCUUGGACAUAACAGCUCUAUCCCAGGUUCGAGAUGAGGGUCAUAUAUCUCGGUUCAGCAUUACAGCCAAAUCAGGCGUGCAAGAUUGUCUGCAUUGGUGUUUACCUGGUGUUCCAGAUACAUGGAAUGAAAUUCUUUUUGCACAAAUCUAGUCCAAUGAAUUAAGACGCUGAUGUCAAAUGCCUCGGAAGGGUUCUAAGAGUCAGGUAAAGCGCUAAAGGCCUCAAUGCUGCUAUCUGAAUGCCAUAAUCUCUUAUAAAUGAUGCGAUCUCAAAGAAGGGGAGAUGUCAGCAGUGGAGCUCUGCAUAGAUGUUAGGUGCCGAGUUUGAUCAGGGGCAGAAAAUGGCAACCAGAUGGCUCACAGGCGAUAACAUACUGUGGACAAAAUGAAUCCCUACCUUCUCUUCAGUUUUGGUUAUUUCGCUUCAUCCUAACUCGGUGGUUGUCGGAGAAAGCACCACUACAGCUGAGAAGGGCAUUCUCGAAGUGAGGUUCAAAUAUUCUGCAUUUAGUGCCAAGACUGAUCUAGUAAUGGAUAUGAUGUGGAGUUCUGUCUGAUAAUUUAUUCCUGUACAUUUUAUAUCUAAUUACAAAUAGUCUAUAGAUAGAGCUUCAUUCCCCUUAUAUAUAUGGUAUAUAAGCAUUAUUUUCAGAAGAGAGGAACAUAUUUUUUU